ACCAGCGCGGACCCCUUUUGUAGGAAGUAUAAGCGGUAGCGGAAGCGCGCGGUGCGCGUGACACAAGUGACGCAGGUGGUGUGAACGCGCACGCUCCGUCCGCAGUGUCUUUCUCUGGGGCUGAGGCGGCCGCGCGCUGGGAUCGGUAACGUCUCGAGGAGACCCCGGGACACCGAGUACCCACCGAAUACGGAACAUUUAUCGCCCACUGAGCCUGGGACACCGAGUACCCACCGGAUACCGGGUACCUACCGAGCGCCGACCGGAUACCGAGCCCGAAACACGGAGCUGGCGGCUCGCACUGUGUCCGCCCGACCGGCCAACCCCUUCCUGCCCAGGGCCCGGCCUGUGGGACCGCUAAACCUCUGACGGUAAGUGACCUGCCAGCCCCGGGGGAGGGAAGGGGGGCUGAUAGCCCAGGGCCCGGUAGGUUACGUUGACUCCCUGGUUGCCCGGGGCCCGGUAGGUUACGUUGACUCCCUGGUUGCCCAGGGCCCGGUAGGUUACGUUGACUCCCCGGUUGCCCAGGGCCCGGUAGGUUACGUUGACUCCCUGGUUGCCCAGGGCCCGGUAGGUUACGUUGACUCCCCGGUUGCCCAGGGCCCGGUAGGUUACGUUGACUCCCCGGUUGCCCAGGGCCCGGUAGGUUACGUUGACUCCCCGGUUGCCCAGGGCCCGGUAGGUUACGUUGACUCCCCGGUUGCCCAGGGCCCGGUAGGUUACGUUGACUCCCGGGUUGCCCAGGGCCCGGUAGGUUACGUUGACUCCCGGGUUGCCCAGGGCCCGGUAGGUUACGUUGACUCCCCGGUUGCUCAGGGCCCGGUAGGUUACGUUGACUCCCGGGUUGCCCAGGGCCCGGUAGGUUACGUUGACUCCCGGGUUGCCCAGGGCCCGGUAGGUUACGUUGACUCCCUGGUUGCCCAGGGCCCGGUAGGUUACGUUGACUCCCCGGUUGCCCAGGGCCCGGUAGGUUACGUUGACUCCCGGUUGCCCAGGGCCCGGUAGGUUACGUUGACUCCCCGGUUGCCCAGGGCCCGGUAGGUUACGUUGACUCCCCGGUUGCCCAGGGCCCGGUAGGUUACGUUGACUCCCCGGUUGCCCAGGGCCCGGUAGGUUACGUUGACUCCCCGGUUGCCCAGGGCCGUGGAGAUACCAUACCCCAUAUUGCACAGGACCAAAUGUAAGACGUACCGGAUGACCCCUGCCAGGCUGGGUGUGAAGCAGACUAAUACUGCCUCUUUCCAUUUAUCAAUUAGUGGUCCUUGGAGAAACAUAAAUUUUUCUCUGGAAGGAAGAUUAUGUGUCUGUAUUGAAUGGGUAAGAAUGUAGCUGGUUCCUGUUUAAAGGACCACUCUAGGCACCCAGACCACUUCAGCUUAAUGAAGUGGUCUGGGUGCCAGGUCCAGCUAGGGUUAACCCAUUUUUUCAUAAUUAUAGCAGUUUCAGAGAAACUGCUAUAAUUAUGAAUGGGUUAAGCCUUUCCCCUAAUCCUCUAGUGGCUGUCUCAUUGACAGCCACUAGAGGCGCUUGCGUGCUUCUCACUGUGAAAAUUCACAGUGAGAGCACGCAAGCGUCCAUAGGAAAGCAUUGUAAAUGCUUUCCUAUGAGACCGGCUGAAUGCGCGCGCAGCUCUUGCCGCGCGUGCGCAUUCAGCCGGCGGGGCGUAACGGAGGCGGAGAGGAGGAGGAGAGCUCUCCGCCCAGCGCUGGAAAAAGGUAAGUUAUUACCCCCUUCCAGAGCCGGGCGGGAGGGGGUCCCUGAGGGUGGGGGCACCCUCAGGGCACUAUAGUGCCAGGAAAACGAGUAUGUUUUCCUGGCACUAUAGUGGUCCUUUAAUGGUAUGGACAAACCUUGAUACAUGUUUUCCUUAUUGAUAUCCUGGGCACAGGCUACUGUAGCAGCGAAGCAGUGAUGUGCUUGGAGCCCAGCUGACUGUAAGGAUUCCCUCCUGGAUGUUCUCAGCCCUGUUUUGUUGCACAGUUUGUCAUGCUGUGUAUGAUGUUACAUCACCCUACAUAUAUUGGUUACAUGGAGGCUGACAUGGCUGGCCGGUCCUUUAUAUACCCCCUGUUCAUUCUCAAAGUUGUCUGCCUCUGUUUGUCAUUCAUUUACUGUCAUUGUCUUGUUAUCCUGGAUUCAUUGGUAUUCUGACUCCUGCAUAACUGUGCAAUUCCCAGAUUCCCGUUCCCCCCUGGUUUUAUUGUUUAUCUCUGUAUUAUUGUCUUGUUUUCUCUGCCCGAGGCCUAAUCCAUCUGCCUCCCCAUCCUCCCUUUCCCUGAUCCCUGUCCUAAAUCCACCCCAAAGGGAGGCAGGGGAUUGGCAGUGCUCCCUUCUAGCCCUCCCCAUCUCCAUUCUGGCUGGCGUGCACGGCGCUCGGUUUACUUGUGUGGUGGCUGUCCCUGGCUUUGUCUACAGAAUAGGAUGGUGUCCGUCUUUUCCUGCUAACAUGGCAGGGAUCGGCUAAAUUCCAGUCGGGAUCUUUCAGGCUGAGAAGGGGGUGGGGGGGAGUUUGGGGUCCUAAGCUGACAUUUCUAUUGUUCAGAGAACGAGUUAGCAGCUGCGAAUGGAUGGGGGAGAAUGCAUGUCAGGCUGAUUGUAUUAUAGUUCGUGUUCACAGAUCUGUCUGCUAGGUUGGGAAGAUGAAUGAGAGCCUGCAGUGUCUUGAAUUUUGCUUUUAGUGUAGCAUAGACUUGCCCAGAAAUUUGCUUCGAUGGCUAAAAAUAAAUGCAAUUUUGAAGGGUUUUUUUUUUUUGUCUUGUUUCUUUGGCAGCAAAAUCUUGCGCGUGUGUGUGUAUAUGUGUGUGUGUGUGUGUAUAUAUGUAUAUAUAUAUAUAUAUAUAUUUUUUUUUUUUUUUGUACGAUCCAAAUCAUAUAUGUAUGAAGAAAAUAUUAUUUGUGUGGGAAUGUUCUACUUGGACAGGUAAUUCUCCUUCUGUUUGAAUACAUUGGGAGUGCUAUGUAAAAUACACUGUGUGGAUAUCAGUGUGUUGCUGAAUGGAACAUACCAUUGUUUGCUGUAAGAUUGUGUAUCACACAGUGUAGUGUGAUACAGAUGCAUUGGGCCAUACACAGCUUUUCCUUUUUGUCGCCUCAUUAAUCAGCUGUAAUUGGUAGGCAUGUAAUAAUGGGUACAGUGCAGCUGAUCGAACCUUUAUUGUCCAAGGUUUGGAUUGGGACCUCCAUAGACAUCUGUAUCCUCCAAGCCUGAAGAAAAAAACCAUAGAGGUCUAAGAAACUUGCAUUCUAAAACAGUUCAUACAAUAAAGGAUCACCUUUAUCUGCUCUCUGUAUUCAUGUGGCGAAUACUGUAACCACCACUUAGUAAAGGACACAUUAAGGCUACGGUUACACCCUAUAGGAGGGCAGGUCAGAGUGGAUUCCAUGUUAUCUGCUAAGGAAGCAGUGGCCAUCAGUUGUAAUAUAAUGAUAAUGUCUAAAUGUACAGAGGUAUGUCCUGUAGUGACAUGUGUGCAUGGACCAGAUAUCUGUAAGUGCUAGGAAUAUCUUUGUGGAGAAGUUGUAACUCUCAUGAUAUCUUGCUAGUCAGAGGUCCAAACAGUCUGAGCUCUAACUUACAGCGAGUGCUGCAUUAUAGUUGUUGGUGAAGCAAGUAACGGCAAUCUGUGUCUGUUGAUAUUGUGAAUUAUUUCUUGUAGUUUAAGUGGCGAAUCCACCUUGGAGAUCUCCUCUAAAGGACUACUUCACUGCAAAGCUGAGAAUUACAUGGUUAGAUUUGUAUAGACAAAAUAUUUGUAUUGGUUAAAUUAUUCUUCAUUUAUAGUGCAUAUCAGCCAACUUGCAAUACACCAUAUUAGUACUUAUAUUUUUACGUUGGUUACAUAAAUAGACAUAUAUUCACAAAACUUUUAAGUAGUUAGGCAAAAAAGGGUGUGUCUUUGUAUCUAUAUGUGUCCUAUUCAAAACCUAUAACCUUCUCACUGCUUGGCUCAGUUUAUCGUAGAUAAUCUCACCAGGCGUGCUUUAGUAUAGCGCUUUAAUGUGCUCCCGUCCUACUGUUAAUUGACACCCUUCUAUGAUCACACAGGUGGCAAAACGCAAUAAAUUAUGUCUAUAAUUUAUGAAGUAAAGUAGGUCAAGCGACAAUCCCCAUAGGAAGCUAUUAUCCGUACCAAACUGAGCUGGUUACUGGCGUAAAAUACUUUUUACAUACUUUAGUCUGCCAGGCAUAUUGCGCCCUUUAAAUAAUACCAAGUUUUGUAUAAUAAUUGUUACACGACAACGGUCUCCUCAAAAAAGUAUUUUUAUUUUUUUUAACUAUCUUUUGCUCAUGUUUUGAAAGGAAAUAGAUUUUUGUUAAAUGAAGGAUCACAAUAUGACCAAAUCCAACAGCCUUAUAUAUACCUGCUGCAUGGGUUGGACAGUCUCUAUGGUCUUUCUGCUUCAUUGCAGGGAGUAAAUCAGGUAAGACCAUAGAAACACACUGUCCAACCCAAGGUGUAUGUACAUGGCUGAUGGAUUUUGUCACCAUAUAUAUGGUAGGGAUGAGUUGUGGUGUUUUCUUGUAUUUGUAAAUCUCCCUCCCCCCCCCCCCCCAUUUACAAAAAAUAAAAUCAAUGAAUUUGCUUUCUAAACUUGGUGAAAGGAUUAUUAUAUAGUAAAACUAGUUUUGAGGUGACGUUGUCCAUUAAGCACUGAAUUCUACGCUUCUAGUAAUUCCAUUUUACAGGUUCCAUCUAGGAGUAUAGUGUAUUCAGGUUUACAUAGAUUUCUUAAGUUUGUUGGUUUUACACACCCUUUUUGUAGGCUCACCAUAGUGGUUAUAGUGCUGAGAAUUCCUUAUGCUUUCAUAUGGUAACCAAACCGUUUUUGAAUGGUUUAACCCAGUGGUUCCCAAGGUUUUUAGGUUCAAGGCACCCUUAAUAUUUCAUUAUUUUUCCAAGGCGCCCCAAGUCAAAACUAAAUUCUAGUUUGUAUAUCUGUACAGCGCUGUGGCAUAUACUGUUGCUUUAGUAUAAUGUAUAGUGUUGGUGUUUGAUUGAAUGGGUACUUGUAUAUAAUUUUAGUAUUUUAAUACAGGGGUGUGUAAUGUCUGCAUUUGACUGCAGGGGUGUGUUUUGAUAUAAUGCUGGCGUUUAAAUGUUGAUAUGCGUUUGUGUGUAGUAUUGGUGUUUGAGUGAAGGGGUGUGUUUGUAUAUAAUUUUGGAAUUUGACUGCAGGAAUUUAUUUGUGUGAAAUUGCAGGAGUGUGUAUGUUGUGCUGAUGUUUGACUGCUUCAAUGUAUGCACAUACACUACCACAUACAUACUUACACAGAUAUACAUAUACAUUAACACACAGAUGUAUCUCUCUCUCUCUGUGUUAAUGUAUGUGUGUGUGUAUAUAUGUGUGUGUGUAUGUAUAUAUAUGUAUGUGUGUGUGUAUAUAUAUAUAUAUAUAUAUAUAUAUAUAUAUAUAUAUAUAUUAUACAUUACAUGCACGCAUACCUCGGUUUACGAAUUCAAUAUGUACUCUGGUACGUUAUGUAUUGAGAAACAUUUGUCAACCUAAAUAUGGUUUCCCAUAGGAAUGCAUUAAAAACCAAUUAAUCCUUUUUCCGGAGGUCAGAAAAAGUCAAAAUUAGCUGGCAUGGAAACCAACACACAAUGCAGAACACACAGUAAAAGGCAUGCAAACGACAAAGCUCAGCUCCCUACCUUUCCACAGCUUGAGAAAUGCACCAAAAAGUCCCAAAACCGCUGCAAAAAUUUACAGAAUGGCUCCAAAAUCCAAUGCAAAAACUACAACACCUCCACACUCGACGCCACGUGCUACCCACAGACAGCAUACACAGGGGCGGUGCUAUAAACCUCCCAGGCACAAUGCAUCCUGGGGAAACUUGCUUUGUAUUGCGGAAAAAAUUUGUAAACUGGGCCAUUAUUUUCAAUGGAUUUUCAUUUAUAAACCAAAAAUUGUUAACCGAAGCAUUUGUAAACCGAUGUACCACUGUUUAUAUGUGUGUAUAUGUAUGUAUGUGAUCAAUUUUAUGUCUUUAGCAAUCCUACUGUUGGCUUACCUUUUGUGUUCAUGAGGGUGGCUUAUUUGAAGUCCUGGUCCUGCUGGUGGGAGUAAGGGGUCUGAAGCAACUUCUCGUGUCCCUCUCCCCUCCCAUAAUACUCCCUCUGUGGCUGCCUCCUCUUUCUCCCACACAGUCUCUCUGCGUGAAACUGAAAGGAAGUGACAGGCUGUCACUUUCUCUCAGCCAGCCAACACUACAGAGGCCUGGUCUCGGUCAUAAAGGGCCGCGGCACCCGACCAGGCCCAUGUUAAGCAAAAAUGUUUCCUGUGUUACGAUCAUAGCACCUGGGAAAUAUUUUGUGGCGUUCCUGUGUGCCUAUCAUGGCGCCCCAGCGCGCCACGGCACACAGUCUGGGAACCGCUGGUUUAACCCUUUUUUACCAUAGUUCCAUGGGCCCCCACAAGAUCCAUUCCCCUCUUCAGAUAUUUCUAAAUUCCCUCUCAGCAUUAUUGACAUUAAGUUUAUCUCUAUUUUGAUGUCAGGAAUAUGGAAGUAGGGCCUUCUGUUUGUAAUCUGAUAAGGAGCUUUCAAACCAGAGGUUUCAAUAUGGGUUUGAUUACUUACGUGGGGUAUUAACAGACAACACCUGGCACAGCUAUGCUGUUGUGGCAGUGGUUCUUGGAGUGUUUCUGUUAAUGCUUCACUGAGAUGGCACUGAAAGGGCAGAGGUCAAUGGAAAGUAUAUCCUGAAUUAAAGCUGUCAGUCUGUGGAGUGGAAUGUUGCCGUUUGUGAUACAAAAUGCUUUUAUUUAGAGCAAAUCUGUCUGGUAAGGAAUGGUAUAAGGCUUGCUUUGGAUACUAAUGGCUCUAGAUUCUUACAAAGGUUGAUAAAACUUGAAGACAUUAGGGGCAGACAUUUUUGAGCAAACUGUCAGGGUAGGCGUGUGGAUUAUUAAUAUUAAUAUUGGUAUUUAUAUAGUGCCAACUUAUUCUGCAGCACUUUACAAUAUUAUGAAAGGGGAGAACGUUUACAAUAAAUGAGACAAUUACACAGUGACACAGGAACAAUAGGUAGAUGAGGGCCCUGAUCAAACGAGCUUACAGUCUAGAGGAGGUGGAGUACAAAUACACAACAGGACAGCAAGGGUGACAGCCACCAAACAGGAUGGAGUGUGGCUCUUCAGGAGAGCAAGAGACAGAUUUGGAUAGGUAUAGAUAAGUUACUCUGGGAGACCAUAAGCAUUUCUGAACAGAUUUUUUUUUUUGAGGGACUUCUCAAACCAUUGAAGACUAGGGGAGAGUCUGAUGGGGGUAGGCAGGAUGUUUCAAAGAAGGGAAGCCGUCCGCGAGUUAGCGGUAAGGGUGGAUAGAACAUAGCUUUGUGGGGAGUCUUCGGUGUGUGUGGCUAUCCAGAUGAGAUCAAAGGUCCAUCUUGUGUUAUCGUAUGCCUUUCUGGAAGGUAUAAAACCCACUUGGUCCAGGUGUAUGAGUUUGUGUACAUAGGGGUUUAUCCUGUAUGCUAGCAAUUUUGUAAGUAGUUUGACGUCUACAUUUAGUAGGGAAAUCGGUCGGUAGUGACUCGGAUCCAGGUGGGUUUUGUUUGGCUUGGAGAGGAGGCACAUGUUUGCUCAUAACAUGUCAGGAGGUAGGGGGUUCCCCUGUAGCACGGAGUUAAAAAGGUUGCAUAGAUGUGGGAGGAGCGCUGCUGGGAACGAUUUAUAGUAAAGGCCCAUGAAACCGUCUGGUCCCGGGCUCUUGUUAGGUUUGGUGUUAAUAGUUUUAGCGAUUUCUUCAAUGGUGAUUGGUUCGCUUAUUUUGGCGAUUGCCUCCGGUUUUAGGGCUUGUUUUCUGUAGGUAUGUUUCUAUCGUUUGUUUUGUUGUGUCUGGGUGUGUUCGUGUGGCUGGGCUAUGCUCAUAUAGUGUGGUAAAGUAUUGUUGGAAUAUCUCCCAUAUUUUUAUAUUGCCCCGUAUGACUGCCUUAUGGGCGGCCCACAGUACGCCCGGUGAGGGUGCCGUGGCCGUAUUCAGGGUAAAAUAUUUUGUGAGUUCUGUAUGUAUCGUGUCUUUCAGUACGUGGUUGUGUAAUAAAGUAGGAUUAAGUCUCCAGGACCACAGGCGUGCCACGUUGGGGAUCUUGAUGGAUAUUGCAAUGUCAGCGUUGUCUGACCAGGUAAUAUUGCCUAUAGUGGCUGUGUGGACUGCUUCCGUGAGGAAGGGGGAGGUCAGGAAGACAUCAAUGCGCGAAUACGAGUUAUGUGGGUGGGAGUAGAAUGUGAAAUCCCGAGUGGUCGGGUGGAGCAGGCGCCAGAUGUCUACAAGUUGUUGGCGUAUCACGAAGUCUUGCAAUAGUUUGUCUAUUUUGUUUGUGGAGGUGGGGUAUUUGCAGGGGUCAGCGUCUGUAUAUCGUUGGUGACAGUGUGGUGUUGCAGUCACCCCCUAUGAUUUUGUGAUGUCCUGGGGUUAUGGCUAGGUGGGCGUGGAGAAUGUCCCAGAACGUUUUGUCUGGGGUAUUUGGGGCGUAUAGCGAUGUGAUGGCAUAUUGAUUGUGGCAUGCUUGUCCUGUAAGUGUUAUGUAUCGUCCUUGUGGGUCUUUAAUGACUUGUUUAGUGCUAAGUGGGCAGGAUUUCCGUAUCAGUAUUGCUACUCUGUUUUGUUUGGUGGUAGGGAAGUUCGCAGUGUGGCAUUCACGGUAGUGUCGGCUGGUGAGGGGGAAGGGUUUAGUCUGGGUGAAGUGCAUUUCCUGAAGUAGGAUUAUGUCUGCCCCUGUGCGGUUUGCCCACCUCACUAGGCGGUGUCUCUUUGCUGGGUUAUUGAGGCCCUUGCAGUUGAUGGAGAUGCAUGAUAAUUUGGUACUCAUGGCGGUACAUGAUCAGUAUGGGAGUGUUUUGGGGUUGUCAUGGUUGGGGUUGUUUAAGGGAGGAGCUAUAGCGGAAGGUGACCCUGAAGGGCUGGAGGGUGAAGAUUUGGCUGUGUGAAUGUUAGUCCGUGGUCUGUGGGCUAAAAAUGGGGACUGGGCCUUUGGAUACCUGGGGUUAGUUGUGUAUCUCUAUGGUCUGGGUUUCCUGGUCUGACACCUAGGGUGCCAGGACUGGUGGGGGCAGAGGUUGAGGGGGUGUGGGUGUUCGCGUGUAGCGGUCCCUCGCCUGUUCUCUCUGUUUUAGCCGCUAUUUGGGCGGUGGGGGAUAACUAUGACGAGGGUGUGGAAAUUGGUUUUGGGGCUGUUGGGGGGGAAGGGGUAGGUCCCCUCACCCGUGGGCUUCAGGCAGUGUGUGUUUUGCUUGUUUAUGUUUGUUUAAGGGGGGCUCUCGGCCCUUUCACGACAAGGGCAGUAGGGGGAAAGGGGUGUAACAGUUAAACUAUAUACAGUUGUGUGAGUCGCCCGUUGGUGAAGUGUGGUAUUAGAAAAGUGGUGUAGGGGAGAUGGGUGUUCCCUUUGGAGUUUUCCCCUGAGUGGGAUGAGUGGCCACUCGGGGCGUGUUUCGGCACCUGGGAUAGGUCUGGUGGACCUUGUGUAGGAGUCUGUUGGGUCUCCUAUGUGACGUGUAGCAGUGAGUGUUGUGGUGUAGUUUCUUGGUUCCUCUCUGGGAGGUGUUUGUGGUAACUAAGUAGGUAUUUUGGUUCUAGAGAGCAAUCCUUUAAGUUGUGUAGGUGGGCAAUGUUUAUGUGAGGGACUUACCUUCAUGUGGACUGUGAUCUGCAGUCUGCCGCUUUAUGUCUAUUGUCGUGUCAGUGUUUCGGUGUAUUGGUCUAUAUCAGUUGGAAGUGGGCACCUCGGUGUAAGGUGAUCUUAUUGGGUCGUGUAUGGUGAUAUGUUGUAUCCCCCCUUCCUGUUCUCUCUUCGAUGAGGAGUGUUCGGGGUUGUGUGGGUAUGUCGGUCUUAAUGUGUCUGCUUGGGAGUGAGACCUGCAGCCUUCAUUAGUUGGGCUUGUUAGGUUCUUUCAUGACCUCGUAGGGGGUAAGAGGUUCCUAUAGGUGGGUGUACCAGGGGUCCGUAUUUUGGUGGGGGGGAGGGGGGAAGUCACUUAGGUCUAUGGAGGGUACUGUAACUGGUGGGCAAAGACCUUACUGAUGCUUUAUGUAUCUAGGAUAGUGGCCUGUGUGGUGCCAUUUCCUUUUUGGCAUACUGGUGUUUCUUUUCAGGCAUUUAUAGCAUUUUAUGUAAGAGGCUCCGUUUUCUCAGAUGGAGCUGAGGGCAAGGAAUAUGUGUCAGUGUUCUGCCAGAUCUGUAGCAGGGGCCAGGGGGGUCUGAGGCAGUCUAUCAUCAUCACUGGAACAUCACAGGUCUCUUAAGUGACGGUGUUACAGUUACAGGCAAGCAUUAUUCAGAUAGCAUCAACUACUCACACAUAACUCACCUAGACAAUAUUUUCACUCAGCGCAAUAUUUAACAUUCAGCUCUAUCUGUUUACGCUGUGUCAGUCUAAAAGGAAAGUCUGGUGUUAUAGAGUUGGUUAUUCAGCAUGUCAGUUUACAUAGGUUACCGUCAGUUGUUCUACCUAAGCAAUUUGUAGCUGUGCUAUUAUCCAACCCCAUUAUUUUCUGUGUUUCCCCCCUGUUUUUCUGGCAUGGUGUUUAGUCAGGUUUUCUCUGCAAACAGUAGUUGGUGUUCUUCGUUUAUGGUGAUAUAGGUGUUAAUCGUGUUAUUUAUCUAGACUGUGUUCGGUAUUCCACUUAGUCUGUUUACAUGUUGUACCUCUGGUCACAAUAGUCUAUUUAUGCCGUUGUAGUCUUCCUGUGUUGUCCCUUUGUGUUGGUCAGACUGACUUGCUGAACUUUAGUUAUCAGCCAAUCUGUUUAUACCGAGUUUAGCUACAUUCUUCAGCUAUACAGUAGGCAGUAGUCAACAGUAGCUUUCAGUGCAAUAUACCAUAUACAUGAUCUAACUGCAACAUAUGUGCGACGCAAGUUUAUCUAUCCUUUCAAUGUUUAGCUGUUGCUUCGUCGGUUCGGUCCAUAUUCCGUUGUGAGCAAAGGGGGUCUUAGAUGGGUGUUAUGUGGGGUUAAAUGGGAGAGUUCUUUCUUGUGUUUCUGUAGUUUGAAAGUCUCCGGUGUGUUCGUAGGGGGUCAACAUUUGUAUAAGGAUUAUCCCUGAUGUGGGACUUAGGUCUAAUAUAUGGAUAAGUGGGAUAUGGUUUUUUUUUUUUUUUGGGGGGUAGAGGGAGAGGGGUAACCCUGGAGGUGCCCAGAUUCAGGCCUCCAGGAGUGGAGUACUUGCGUGUCACUGGUACAGUGUCUGUUCGGUUUGGUAAGGGUCAUUGAGGUUCGCGGUCUUCAUUCCACUGCAGGUUGUUAAAGGUGCCAGGUAAGUCGAUUGACCAGGUAACGUAUGAAUGUUCGUCGUUGUGCGAUGUGUCGAUGACGGCGUAGUGGUUUACGGCAGUCCACCUGUGGAAGUUCUUUGUGUGGAGUUAGGUUUGUUGGUGCAGGUUAGUUGAGCUGGGCUGUGUCUUCGGGUUUGUGUUCUGCCGGACCUGUUUUUCGUUUCCUGGGGGUUUGCAGCUUACGGGUGGGCUGAGGGACAGGGCCGUACCAGUCCGUGAUGUGUACCUCCGACAAGUCUAAUGCCCUCAGGAAUACCGGUACAUCAAGCGGGGUUGAGAUCGUGUGGGAGACGCGUUGGUGUGUUGUGGUAAGGGCGAAGGGAAAUCCCCAGCGAUAUCUGAGGUUCCUGGUGCGUAGCUAGUCUGUAAUAGACUUUAGGGUCCUGCGGGCCUGCAGCGUCAGCCAGGACAAGUCUGGGUAGAUAGCUACUGGUGAGCUCUGGUAUAGGAGCGGUUGUUGUGAGGAGCACAGGGCCUCCAGAACCCUGUUCUUGUCUGCUAAGUAGUGAAGUCUACAAAUCACAUUGCGUGGGGUUUUGGAAGCUGCAUUACGCGGGCGGAGAGCCCUGUGUGCUCUAUCAAUAAGCACUGGGGUGUCCGCAGUUCUUUCUAGUAGUAGCUUUAUCAGCUCCGUGAUGGUGUCGGUUACGUUUUCAUUGUCUCCUUCGCGGAGGCCUUUGAAUCUCAGAUUAUUACGACCACCCCUAUUGUCCAGGUCGUCUAGGGAGCGCUGGAGAAAUGCGAACUGGGUCUUUUGGCCUUCUAUGGCGUCCUGGAGUGUACUCAACUGGGCCUGUAUAGUGUCUGUCUUCUUCUAAUACAGAGUCUCUGUCUUUUGUUUCUUGAAAGUCGGCGCCAAUGGUGUCUAGCUUCGUUUGGAAUGCGUUUUCCAGUUUGUUUAACAUCAAGGCCAGGUCCGUUUUCGAGGGUAGGGCCCUGAUUAGCCUUUUUAUGUCUGCGUCUUGAUAAUGGGUUGACUGUUCUGAUACAGAGGGACUUGCUGGCGCGAAGCAGAGUGGUGGCGGGUUCGGUGCCAUAUUGGGGCCUUCAGUUUCGUUCUGAGGCUCGGGCCGAGUCUCUGAAAUAUGUGGUUAAAACCCUGUUUUUUCCGCCAGGAGUCUUGUUGGAUGAUUGUUGUCCUGCAUUUGAUCGUUUAGGUUGUCCCAUUUUAUCUUUGUAGUGCCCGAUGGCCGAGGAUUGAGGUCUUUAGGUUAGGUAGCGCAGCUACUGCACGUCCAUGCGGCUCAAAGGCUGGCUCCGCCCUACCCAUUUCCAAACCAUUUUAAUAUUUGUUUUCAAAAUGAAUGCAAGUUACAUUGUAUCUCUGAUUUCUGUCAGGAAUCCCUAAAGAACCCUUCACAUGCAUAUAUUUUUUUAAAAAAAGACAACCUAAGGCAGGGGUGUCCAAACUUUUUUCCAAGAGGGCCAGAUUUGAUAAAAUGAACAUGCCUGAGGGCCGACCAUAUUGCCUGACAUUCUUUGAACCAUUAAAAUUAAAUGCAAAUAAACUAUUUUAUGCAAAAUUUAUUGCAUGCGGCAUACUUUUCAUUUCAUCUCUUUAUUCUUUUAUUCUGUCCAUUCUCUUUUAUUUAUUCUGUCCCUUUAUUCUCUGUCCCUUCUCUUUUAUUUCUCCCCUUCAUUCUCUGUUCUUCCUCGACGUCCAAGAGAUCGCGAUCUCUUGGCCCCUGGUGAAUCCCAGCGCGCCGCUCCCGACCGUGGCGUUCAUAGAUCCAGGGAUCCUGAGCAGCGCUCUGGGAUUCACUGGGGGCCACAACAGAUAGGAUUAGCCAAAUAACCUGUGGGUCCGUAUUAAACCGGAACGCGGGACAUGACUGCCCUAAAACUUGUACAUGGGGGUACUGUUUUACUAUGUAGACUUCGCUGAACACAAAUAUUAGUGUUUCAGUAAAACAUAUCACAGCAAUGAUAUUGUCAGUGAAAGUGAAGGUUUUUUUUGCAUUUUUCACACACAAACUGCCCUUUCACUGAUGAUAUCAUUGUGAUACAUUUUACUGUUUUGAAACACUAAUAUUUGUGUUCAGUGAAGUCGCCCGACUAUAACAGUACCCCCCAUGUACAGGUUUUAUAGUGGUGUGUUGUGUUUUUUUUAUUCUUUAUUUUUGUGAGUAUUGGCAAACAUAAUCGAUUUUGUGAUCCGCAGGUAAAAGAUUUAUACAGUAAAUGGAUGCAUUUGCCACAUAGCUUAGUCUACUCAGUUUUUAUUAGUAAAGACGGAUUCACCCAGACUUCCCUAUCGGUGGUCCUUGGUUUUAUAGUGUUUUUGAAAGUUACAGGGUCAAAUAUAAGGCCAUUUUUUCACAUUGAAAUUUGCAAGAUUGGCUUUGAGAGCAUAUGGUAGCCCAGGAAUGAGAAUUACCCCCAUGAUGGCAUACUAUUUUCAAAUGAAGACAACCCAAGGUAUUGCAAAUGGGGUAUGUUCAGUCUUUUUUAACACACAAAUAUAAAUGCUAACUUUGGCCAGUGUUUGUGUUUGUGUUUGUGACUAAGUGGCUAAUAAAAAAGACUGGACAUACCCCAAAUUGAAUACCCUGGAUCGUUACAUUACAUUGGCCAGCUUCAAAAAUGUCCCAAAUAGGACAGGGUUCAUGAUGACCAGCUGUGAAAAGUUGGUCAUCAUGAACCCUGUUGGAAAACUGGAAUGCGCACCCUCCAAAUAAGGUCUUUUAGCCCCCAGAGAACCAGACACACCUAUACAUGGGUGGUAUCACUGUAUUCCGGAGAUGUUGCUGAACACAUAUUGAGGUGUUCUUGGCAGUAACCCUUAAAGUUCUUAAAUUGCUAUGAUUCUAAAAAAUCACCAUUUUUAAAAUGUUUUUAUUUGGCAUAACUGGUGGUAAAAUGGGUGCAUGAAAAGAGUCAAAAUACCCCAAGUUUAAUACCUUAGGACGAUAGUAUCCUUUUAAGCUGUAGUGGUUCUGGUGACUAUAGUGUCCCUUUAAGAUUUGUAGUUUGGCACUGAAAAACCUGGCUCCUAGAUCCCAAGCAAAUUUGUCAAGCCCUGGCUUACUGUAACACCGCCUGCCCAGAGUACCUGAGAUGAGGGAAGCCUCUGGUUAAUAACUGAAUUCCAGCCAUUUAUUUUGAGCAAGAACCACAGACUUAACCAAGAGAUCCCACUGGCGUUCUUCUAGUUUCUCAGUGAUAUGUGCUCAAUCGUAGGUUCUGUGCUUUGUUUUAUUUCAAGAACUGUAUUUUGCAUUGGUCUAUUGCCAAUUCUGUCUUUGAACUCUAGGAUCUAAAUUUACCAAUCUAUAGAGACAUGGUUGUCAUUCACUAAAAUGCUGUGUAAGGAAUUGAGUGGACAUUUGUAAUUUAAAGGCAAAUGCUGCAAAUAUAUCAAAACUAUUUGAACAGAAUAAAUCUUUCAUAGAAAUAAGAAUUCAAAACUUAAUCUCCGCUUAUCACUGGACGCCCAUUGUAUGUAACAGUAUGUACUCUUAAAGGGGAGGCAGUGCAGAUGGCAGCCCAGGGACUCAAAUUUGGUGUUAAAUCAUUAUAAAUCAACACUAAUCUUCUUUUUUACCUUCUGGAUUAUUUGCAUAUUUCUUGCUAUUCAUCAGUCAGGAGUCUGUCAGUGGUAUAAUCUUGCGCAUGUGUGAGAGUAGUACUCAGAGAUCUGUGGAGGCUGCUGUAAGAGGGCAGGAGCCUUCAUAGACAGAGCUUUUUUAUUUUUGUGAAAUGCUCAUUUUAGGAGAGAGGGCUGUUGGAUGCUUUGAGGUAUACAGAUUAACCCCUUAAGGACACAUGACAUGUCUGACAUGUCAUGAUUCCCUUUUAUUCCAGAAGUUUGGUCCUUAAGGGGUUAAGGAACAACGUGCAUAAAAAUCAAUUUUUACUUUUUAUAAGGCUACUUCAAAUCACCUAUCCCAGCAAACAAAUAUGAGGAUUCAGUUCCACCAUACGGCCAUAUUGUGUUAAGCCGGUCAAAUUAAAUAGUGCUAGUGAUAUAUAAUAUGUUUCCCACGUUGGGAUUGGUGUAGGGCCCACUGAUAUUGGGGUACUGUGAUGUAGUGGUGGGCUUGGCACAAUAUGGCCAUAUUGAAUCCCCAUAUUUGUUUGCCGAGAGGUGAUUUUUAAGUAGCCUUAUAAAAUGUAUUUAUUAUGUAUACAUUUUGGUCUCUAUGGCAGCACCAUUGCUGAGAAAUGCAUGCUCUGCGUGUACCCCCAAUUCCCGUUUUUAAAUAAAAAAAAAUAAAUAAAAAAAAAAUUCUUUAUUUUGUGGGUAGAACAUCAUCAUAACAUUGUCACAAAGUAGGCUUAACAUCAGUCAUAGGAACAGAUUUUGAUACAAACAGGGGAGCAACCCAAUUUUAAUUUUUGAGUUGUUCAGCCCACUCUUGCUUAAUCUAAGGGGGGUCACAAGCUGGGUCUGAGGGGCGAAAUUGCGCAGCGGUUCAAUGCCCAUAUGAAUAGAAGCGCGGUUCUGCUUUUAUAGUAGACAUUGGGCACCUCUGGGCACGGUCCUUCCAUAGCUUGCCUCUGCGUUGGCUUAAUGCCAUAGCAGGGUGGAAAGGCCUGGGUCGCUUGCAGUGUGAGUGGAGAGAGGACUAUGGUAAGCCAAAAUGAGGGUUGCUUAUUACACUCCAGAAUAAGGGUGGUGGGGGGGGGGGUGAAGAGCUGAACGUGGUGAGCUAAUUAGCAGCAUACAGAGCCAGUGGAAAAGGGCUGUUGCAACAACAGAGGGAACAUUGAGAACUCUUAUGAACUACAACAGAUAGAAAGGUAGAGAGAAGGGGAACAUGUUCAUCUACAGAGUUAUCAGGUAGGUAAUGCGGCUGUUUUCAGGGUCGGUCCUCUAGGCACAAAGGGGGUAAUUUCUGCGACAGUCCAGGUUGGUCAGGGUGCCUCCUGUGCCGUCGGUGUUGGUAGGCCGUGACUGAAGGAAGGUCGAUAUCUCGGAGGCGUAUGUCUUGCCCGCCUUAUCCAUCUGUAGUCGGUGUGGGCCCCACUUGUAAGGAAUGGCUUGUUUGUGGAGUAGCUGGGUGACCUGCCGGAAAGACUUCCUCCAUAUUACGGUGUCUCUCGACAGAUCUCUAUAGAACGACAAUUGCGCUCCUUCAAAUGGCACUGUGGUGGAUCCUCUUGCGGCCACCAUAAGUAUACCCCAGUCAGUCUCCAUCAUCAAUCACCUGCUUGGCUUGCCGCGGCAUCAAUAAGGUGGCUAUGAGCCUCCGGCCGAAAUGUGACAACUCUGUGCCAGAGACUCUCUGGUACACCCCGGACUCUCAUGUUCCUUACCUUGUUUGUAUCUUCCAUGCUGGCCAAUUGUGCUUGCUGAUUGGCACAUUGUUUUCUCAGGGAGCUCAGUGCUGCGUCGGUGGCAUUUUGUGCUAGCCUGGCGCCUCCCAUGCUUUCCUCAACCCCUGCCACCCUGUUGGUGAGUGUGGCAACAUCCUCUCGCACCAAUGCCAUGUCUGCUUGAAACAUGGACUUAAUGUCCUGCAUCAGGGCUUUUAUAUCCGCCUUGGUGGAAGGUGCUGAGUCUCCUAUGUCCAGGGGUCUUUGGAGUAUCUGUCUAGCCUGGUUCUGUAUAGCAGGCUCGGCAUAGAUACUGUCCUCGCCCGAGUAUUGCGUGGUAUAGGCCUCAGGCACCAUCUUGGGAUUCUCAGCCCGUGCAGCCGCGCGGAGGAAAGCUCCAAUAUCUCCGGAGCCGGACCCAGGAUCCGCGAGCUGUUUCUUGCUUUUCUUCCCCAUGGUGUUGGGAGCCUGUGGGUCUCUCUUUUAAGGCACUUUUAGGUCUGUGUGUAACGGUUUCGGAGCAGUUAAUUCUGGGCAAUGCUCGGAGCUGCAGAGAUGAGUCUAGCUUGCUCGAGCGCUGGCUCUGCCCCUUUAUUAUUUUUUAAAAUGUAUUUUUUUUUUUUUAAGAGACUUUAAAGUAAAUGACACUGAGUCCAACCACUAAACCAACUUACAGAGAAGAAGUUUUUUUUUGAGGGCACGGAGGCCCUUUAAGGAUUAAUGCUGCAGAGACACACAAUCUCUGUAAACACUUUGGGUUUGCCCACAUCCUCUGGUCAUACCUUGACUCCUCCAAAGCUCUAUUAUCAAUUUCUGUAGAAGUAUAUGGUAAAAAUUUACCACAACAAAAGUUUCAAGUCUAUAGAGUUCAGCCUUGCAAUCUAAAGCCCCCCUCUCCCCCCCCAUAUCCUACAUUCUUGUAAUAGGAAUGCUUGAUGCAUUUCAAUCUCUAACCUGCAUUGUGUGAUAACUUGGUGCAUGAGGUGAGGUGGUGAGAGGAUUUGUGCUAUAGCUGUGAUAACACUUGAUUACCCUUUCUUUCAGGGCUGGUCCUUGACAUGUGAGCGGAGAUACAUCUGUAUGCGAAAAUACUGAUCCGAUUUCUGGACGUGUGCUAUGCUGGAAGGUGGUGGCUGCUCAGACGCAAGUAAGUAGCUUAGUAAAGGAGUGAUCUAGUAGUUGGUUAUCGAUGUGAGAUGUGCAUGUGAAUGAGGAUGAUCUCGGGGCUAUGCUUGAUAUUUUUUAAUUUCAUGUUUGCAACAGUUUUGUUACUCCAGGCAUCAUGGCCACCUCAGGAAUUUUGCUAUGAAAAGCUAUGUAACACCAUCUGCAGCAGCAUCAUUAGGGCAUAAUCUGCCAGCCUAGAUCUAGAGUUCUGUCUGGCUAAUGUCAGUUCUAUGCAACUUUACAGUAUAUCCAUCAUUGGUUGAGGGCAGUCAGCUGACAUUCUCAGCCAAUGAAUGUCGAUCGCUGCUGCUUUGGAUGCAUGUCACUGGAGCACUAGGGAGCCUCAGUCUGGCGAGGUCCUAAGUAAGGGGGAAAACUAUGUCAAAUGGCUCAAUUCAUUACUGGGAAACUAGCAUCAUAACCAGUACAGCGGGCAGUACCUUUAAAGGAUCACUAUAGGGUCAGGAACACAAACUUGUAUUCCUGACCCUAUAGUGUUAAAACCACCAUCUAGCCCCUUGGGCACCAUCAUGCCUCCCUAAAUAUAGCAAAAUCUUACUGUAUUCAAGCCUGAAGCUGUAACUCUGCAUGCUGUUUGCCUUUUAAAAAAACAAAAACACAAAAAACAAGCAGUCUGCUGACAUCAUCUGAAGUGGUAGCCUGAUCCAAUCACAGUGCUUCCCCAUAGGAUUGGCUGAGACUGACAAAGAGGCAGAUCAGGGGCAGAGCCAGCAUGAUUCAAACACAGCCCUGGCCAAUCAGCAUCUCCUCAUAGAGAUGAAUUGAAUCAAUGAAUCUCUAUGAGGAAAGUUCAGUGUCUGCAUGCAGAGGGAGGAGAUACUGAAUGUUUGGAUGCAUUUUAGGCAGCCAUGACCCAGGAAGGAUCUCUAACAGCCAUCUGAGGAGUGUCCAGUGAAGUUAUCACUAGGCUGUAAUGUAAACACUGCAUUUUCUUUGAAAAGACAGUGUUUACAGCAAAAAGCCUGAAGGUAAUGAUUCUACUCACCAGAACAAAUGCAAUAAGCUGUAGUUGUUCUGGUGACUAUAGCGUCCCUUUAAGCUGAGUAUUGAUUAAUGCAGAAUGAGACUUUUGAUUUGCUGUGCCAUUUCCAUGUCUGAGCAGAGCUCACAGCAAAACCUGAUAAAGCAGCCAGUGCGUUACCUGUAUCUGUUUAGUCUGCUUCAGCAGAAGUCUUCCAACUGAAACAGAAUUAUCGCUCUGAAGCUAGCAUUGUGAUAAGGUUACAGAAAUUAUAUCUAGAAUAUUUUCUUUCCCUGUAACUGACUCAUAUUUUAUGGUAAUGAGAUACCCUGGUAGUGUGCUUUAUGAUGUCCAUAAUACAAAAUUGUGGAGAGGGGGGGGGGGGUGUCUUGGGGGAAGAAUUGACCAGAAAGUUCUGAUGCCACUUAUGAUUUCAUGCCCACACUGCUGUGGUUUGAUGCAAUCCUUUGUUUGACAUAGUUUAGCCUCCAUGUACUGUUAGGUGUUACCUGAAUUGUUAGCGGUGUGUAAUUAUAAAGAAUAAAGGCUUGUGGUGGGUCAUUGAUCUGUUACCUGAUCACAAAAGGAGAAAAAUGUUGGUGUAUUUAAUAGUUGUGACAUGUGGCAGGAUUACACAAGGUGUGGGGUGGCUGUUUGACAUUUUGCAGGAUUACACAAGUGGCGGGGUGGCUCUGCGCCAUGUGGCAGGAUUACACACGCAGGGUGGCUGUGUGACAUGGCAGGAUAACACGUUUUGGGUUGGCUGUGUGACGCGGCAGGAUUAUACACGUGUUGGGGUGGUUGUGUGGUGGCUGAGUGACACGUGGCAGGAUUACACAUGUGUUGGGGUGGCUGUGUGACACGUGGCAGGAUUACACACGUGUUGGGGUGGCUGUGUGACACGUGGCAGGAUUACACACGUGUUAGGGUGGCUGUGUGACACGUGGCAGGAUUACACACGUGUUGGGGUGGCUGUGUGACACGUGGCAGGAUUACACACGUGUUGGGGUGGCUGUGUGACACGUGGCAGGAUUACACACGUGUUGGGGUGGCUGUUUGACAGAUGAAGCUGGAUUACAUAUACAGAUGUGGUGGGGGAGAAUUUUGUGAGUUGGUAACAGCCUUAAAGGUGUGCUGUAGUCACCAGAACCACUGCAGCUUAAUGUAUAGCAUACGGCUUCUUGUAUGGUAAUGGUUCUCUGUCUAUUACCUCUUCCUUCGUGCUAAGCAGUGAAAACUGCAUUUUCAGAUUAGUCGUGUUUACUUUGCUGGCCAGUAACAUUAUACUGACUGUCACUCACUGCCUCCCUUCUGUCCGUCUAUCUGGAGGAGGUUUCAAUUACUCUUUGAAUAAUGUGUCUGUAUUAGAAUAUGAUUUAUUAACCCUCCAUGUAAACACUACAGUCCCAGAGUAAGCCUGAGACUCCACACAGAGGGAGUCAGGCCUUGCACUGUGAGAGUGAAUGCCCCCUCCCCACUGGAUAGGCCUGGCACUGUGAGGGUGAAUGCCCCCCUCCCCAUUGGAUAGGCCUGGCACUGUGAGGGUGAAUGCCCCCCUCCCUACUGGAUAGGCCUGGCACUGUGAGGGUGAAUGCCCCCCUCCCUACUGGAUAGGCCUGGCACUGUGAGGGUGAAUGCCCCCCUCCCCACUGGAUAGGCCUGGCACUGUGAGGGUGAAUGCCCCCCUCCCCACUGGAUAGGCCUGGCACUGUGGGGGUGAAUGCCCCCCUCCCCACUGGAUAGGCCUGGCACUGUGGGGGUGAAUGCCCCCCUCCCCAUUGGAUAGGCCUGGCACUGUGGGGGUGAAUGCCCCCCUCCCCAUUGGAUAGGCCUGGCACUGUGGGGGUGAAUGCCCCCCUCCCCAUUGGAUAGGCCUGGCACUGUGAGGGUGAAUGCCCCCCUCCCCAUUGGAUAGGCCUGGCACUGUGGGGGUGAAUUCCCCCCUCCCCACUGGAUAGGCCUGGCACUGUGAGGGUGAAUGCCCCCCUCCCCACUGGAUAGGCCUGGCACUGUGGGGGUGAAUGCCCCCCUCCCCACUGGAUAGGCCUGGCACUGUGGGGGUGAAUGCCCCCCUCCCCACUGGAUAGGCCUGGCACUGUGGGGGUGAAUUCCCCCCUCCCCACUGGAUAGGCCUGGCACUGUGAGGGUGAAUGCCCCCCUCCCCAUUGGAUAGGCCUGGCACUGUGGGGGUGAAUUCCCCCCUCCCCACUGGAUAGGCCUGGCACUGUGAGGGUUAAUGCCCCCCCAUGCCUGGCACACUGAGGGUUAAUGCCUCCCGGAUGCCUGGCACACUGAGGGUUAAUGCCCCCCGGAUGCCUGGCACACUGAGGGUUAAUGCCCCCCGGAUGCCUGGCACACUGAGGGUUAAUGCCCCCCGGAUGCCUGGCACACUGAGGGUUAAUGCCCCCCAUGCCUGGCACACUGAGGGUUAAUGCAUCCCCCCUCGGAGGUCUGGCACACUGAGGGUUAAUGCCCCCCCCCCGGAUGCCUGGCACACUGAGGGUUAAUGCCCCCCAUGCCUGGCACACUGAGGGUUAAUGCCGGUUAGUGUAGGCCCCGGGGCUAUUAUUAGCCUCCCCAGUGUAUCCGGCUCACGUGCUGCCCGGGGGGGGGAGGGUGGAGCUGGCGGCCCCGUCCCCGCUGUCUGAGCAUGCGCACUGCGCCCUGUCGCGGGUGCGGUCGAUGGGAGCCGCAGUGAGAGUCGGAGAGGGAGGCCGCUCGCUGUGCUCUCAGCUCCGGAUGGGGACGUGGAUCUGGGACGGGCCCCUGGCUGCCUGCUGCUGAGGCUGUGCCGGGAGAAGCGAUGCCCUGCCUCCCCCUCCAUGACUGGCAAAGCGACCCCCAGCGUGCUCUACUCAUGGAAAGGGGUCCUCUUUACCUGCCUGUCCGGGAGUGACCCCAGGAAAGGUAAGGGCCCCUGGGGACCCACGUGUUCUGUACCAGGCUUUGGGUGUAAUAUCUGCUCGAUAGCCCUCUCCCAGCCCAGUCUGGCAUUAAAGGGACAAUAUCUGAUUAAAGGGACAAUAUCUGUCCUGCACGGAGCAUACCCGUCUGUCCCCAGUCUGGCAUUAAAGGGACAAUAAUCUGUCCUGCACGGAGCAUACCCCGUCUGUCCCCAGUCUGGCAUUAAAGGGACAAAUCUGUCCUGCACGGAGCACACCCCGUCUGUCCCCAGUCUGGCAUUAAAGGGACAAUAUCUGAUUAAAGGGACAAUAUCUGUCCUGCACGGAGCAUACCCCGUCUGUCCCCAGUCUGGCAUUAAAGGGACAAUAUCUGUCCUGCACGGAACAUACCCCGUCUGUUCCCAGUCUGGCAUUAAAGGGACAGUAUCUGUCCAGCACGGAGCACACCCCGUCUGUCCCCAGUCUGGCAUUAAAGGGACAGUAUCUGUCCUGCACGGAGCACACCCCGUCUGUCCCCAGUCUGGCAUUAAAGGGACAGUAUCUGUCCUGCACGGAGCACACCCUGUCUGUCACCAGUCUGGCAUUAAAGGGACAGUAUCUGUCCUGCACUGAGCAUACCCUGUCUGUCUCCAGUCUGGCAUUAAAGGGACAAUAUCUGUCCUGCACGGAGCACACCCCGUCUGUCCCCAGUCUGGCAUUAAAGGGACAAUAUCUGUCCUGCACGGAGCACACCCAGUCUGACAUUAAAGGGACAUUAUCUGUCCUGCACGGAGCACACACAGUCUGUCCCCAGUCUGACAUUAAAGGGACAAUAUCUGUCCUGCACGGAGCAUACCCUGUCUGUCCCCAGUCUGGCAUUAAAGGGACAUUAUCUGAUGUGGGGUAGGUCUGUCCUGCUUGAAGCAGGCCCCCAGCACCCUAUUUGUCAUGAUCAUUUACUGCGGGUCUCAUAGAGUGCAACCUUCAUUUAAGAAAACUUAAAGAAUACCAUAUCCUUUAGGCUAUUUCUGUCUUAGCUUGUGUAUGGUAACAACUGAUUGUGAUGGGAAGAGCAUUUGUUUCCCUUCACCAUGAGGAGUCUAUGGGCCUGGGAGGUUAUUGCAGUGGGUAGGGUUACACAGAAUAACAUCUAAAGCCAUGCUGUAAUGAAAUCCUGUGUGAUGUGUAAAUAGGCCAUGACACAUUCCUUUAAUUGUGUACACCAGCUGAGAGCUAUUAUGGAUUAGUCUGGGAAGGACACACAUGAAUAGAUGGAAAACUUUCAGGGUUAUUCCUACUCUGAAUUGUAGCAAAUUGAAUCUAAAAUGUAGCAAAUUUAGGCCAAAAACACUGCCGAAAAAUGUUUAGACCAUCUAUUUUAGACUGCAUUUAGUCAGCUUGCAGUUCUUUACAUGGAGAGUAGUAUAUAACUCUGCCAUUUUGUUUAGAAAAUGAUUCAUAAAUUACAAACUUGUAAUGCUCUUACCGUAUACUUGGCUCCUGCAAAUUGAUAUGAAAAAAAACAUGUACUUUGUAGAAAACUGUCUGUGUAAGAUAACCCAUACAAUGACCAACCAAGAGUUAGUACCUACCUCUCAAUAUUACAUACAUGUAGGUUGGAGGGGCCUGAUAGAUCCUCUGGUUAUGCACUAUACCCACAUUUGGCAAGUAGAUUCCAGCUUUACACCACAAUAGAGCUGGGAAAGUAAUGGGCAUAAUUAUUUACAUAGUGGGAAUUGUCAGGAAUUCAAGACCAAUUUUAAAUUUCAGGCAAAUAUUUGACUUGCAAAGCAAUUCCAGCCAGUAAUAAGUUUGUAUAGUUUUGCUAUGCUUUUUAAUUUGGUUAUUUAGGCCUAUAAUUUGAAAUACACUUUGAAUUCCUGGUAAUUUCCACGUUGUGUAUAAGCCCCAUGUUGACUUGUUAUGCGUUGUUGGUUAGUCUUGUGGUUUCGUUCCACUUUAGUGAAAUGUUUUCAGUAUGUUCUCGUCUUUGGCUGGUAAAUGGUUAGUAAUGCUAAAAUCUUGGUGUUAAUUGGCUCCUCUAGAAGUUAAUAUUACAAUAUUUAACGUGUUAAAACUAAUUUUAUUUUUUUUCAAUGCAGAAAUGAGCCGUCAGACUGCUACAGCCAUCCCUACAGGUACUUCCAAGUGUCCCCCAUCCCAGCGAGUACCAGCUCUGACGGGAACAACUGCAUCCAACAAUGACCUGGCAAGCCUGUUUGAAUGCCCAGUGUGCUUUGACUAUGUUUUACCACCCAUUCUCCAGUGUCAGAGCGGCCACCUUGUUUGCAGCAAUUGUCGGCCAAAGCUCACAUGUUGUCCGACCUGCAGAGGCCCUUUGGGAUCCAUCCGUAAUUUGGCAAUGGAAAAGGUGGCCAACUCUGUACUUUUUCCCUGCAAAUACGCUAGCUCUGGAUGUGAGGUAACGUUGCCGCACACGGAAAAAGCGGAUCAUGAGGAGCUGUGUGAGUUUCGUCCUUACUCUUGUCCCUGUCCUGGGGCUUCUUGUAAAUGGCAAGGCUCCCUGGAUGCAGUCAUGCCUCACCUAAUGCAUCAGCAUAAAUCUAUAACAACAUUACAAGGAGAGGAUAUUGUAUUCCUGGCUACAGACAUUAACCUUCCAGGAGCUGUCGACUGGGUUAUGAUGCAAUCUUGCUUUGGGUUUCACUUCAUGUUGGUUCUGGAGAAACAAGAGAAGUAUGAUGGUCAUCAGCAGUUCUUUGCAAUUGUGCAGCUAAUAGGAACGCGCAAGCAAGCAGAAAAUUUUGCCUACCGGCUGGAGCUAAAUGGCCACCGGCGGCGAUUGACUUGGGAAGCUACUCCACGCUCUAUUCACGAGGGAAUUGCAACUGCUAUCAUGAACAGUGACUGUCUAGUUUUUGACACCAGCAUCGCACAGCUGUUUGCAGAAAAUGGCAAUUUAGGAAUUAACGUAACCAUCUCCAUGUGUUGAAAGCUGCAUUCAAAUACUUCCAGGCCAGUGUUCCACUUCCCAUCCAGCGCUCAAUAUCCAUCUGUACUGCCGGCCUCCCGCCACAAGCAGGAAUUCCACUUACAGGAAGCAGUUGCAUGUAGAAACACUAAUAUUUAAAAACAAAACAAAAAAAAACCACUGAAAUAUAUAGACACCCAGCGGGUCAACUUUUGUACGUAAAGCGAAAAAUCUUUAAAAAAAAAAAAAAGGAAAUAACAAAGCAACAAAAAUCCAACAUUAAAUGUAAAAUAAUCCCCAAUGAAUUUGUGUUUGUAGUUUGUACAGUGAAAUUAUGUGUGUUUUAUUUCCCUCCUGUUUGACGGACAAGCCAUUUUGCGCGGUUUAGAGCCACUGCGAUCCUCACACGUCACUCUAUAGAAUUGCUGCUGUUUUGUGUACUUUUUUUUUUUUUGGCUAAUUUUUAUUAACUUCUAGUUUUUCAUUCAAUAAAUUUGACUCUUUUCUGUAAUUAAGGUUUUUUUUGUACACAUUUGCAAUGCAUAAUUUUGGAUUAAAGAUAUAAAUUUUUUUUAUUUUUUUUUAAACUUUAUUUUAAAAUGUUUCUAGUAUGGAUUUGAGGAAUGUGUUUAAUGUUACAUGAUCCUGAACUAAUUGGCUUUGCUGUAUGUAUAGCCAAAAGGCUUCUACUUCUGCCAUCUAUGCAAUCUGAUCUGGCAGAUUCUACAAUUCCCAUAACCCCCAUUAGGGAUAAUGGGGAUUGUAGCUGAAUAAUGCCAAGUAUAUGUAUAUCCCUGGAUCUCCAGCACAACCUCAAUUGCAGAAUGAAUGUCAAACCACAUAUAUUUUUUUAAUUUAAGUAGCAAAUGGGGUGGGGGUCAUUCUGCUUUGAGUAAAUUCUGUGUGGGGUUUUAUUUUGUAGUUUCUGUUCACCCAACAUUAAACAAAAAAUCUGCAAGAUGUACGGCUGUUUGUCUCAAACAAAGGGUGUAUUUGUUUUUGUAGUUGCAAGAACCCAUUGUCUGACAAAUAUAAUUGAAACCUGAUAUUGUUAGAGUAGUCUCAAAAUGAGAUGUUCUCAUUCUUUUUAUAAUUGUCAUUAAAUGUAUCCUUGACAAACUACCAGCUCUUAGCUUUAAUUUGUGCUCUGGUCCAGUUCUGGAUGUGAUGGGAUUUUCCAGAUGAUGCUUCCACAAUGUGUAAUCAUGGUUUGCCUUUACAUUAGCCCAGUUAAACUGUUACAUGUUCAGUGUGACAUUAUAAGCAACAUGUGUGAGUGAAGUUUGUGUAAUGUGCUCAGGAUAUGGAGCAAUGUGAGGCUAUCUACACCUGGUUUAACCAUGCAUGACUAGCCGUUAUUGCGUUAUGAAAAAGGCGUUUUGCUAGAAUGCUUGGGUGUUAGUUGAAGAAAACACAUAUUGAUUCGGCAUGUGACUAGUGUAUGUAAAACUGUAAUCUACACAGAUUGGCACAACAUUGGCUAGAGCGUCAUGGCUUUUAAGGAAUGUGUAAACUCGGGCCUCCAGCUAAAAACCUUUCUAUCAUUCUGUUAGCUGGGGCUGUAUGCCUGUUCAGGUUUAAGAUCAUUUUAAUGAUGGGCUGUGACUGAAAUUUGUUUGCUGACAUUAAGACUGACCAUUUAUGAUCUGUUAAUGUUAUCAUCUUAAUAUUAUCAGUGUUUCUUUCUGUACAGCAGCUUCGUUAAAACUGGAAGCGGAGGUGUUUAUAGCAUGGCUCUGAAUUUGGGCUUGAUAAAACUGAUAUAAAAUAGUUCUGAUCCCUAAAUGGACAUUAGACCAUAGGAUCCCUAAUUAAGCUGAACACAUUGACCCCCUAAUAUCUUUACUAGCCCUUUGGUCCUUUAAAGGACCUCUCCACACUCAUAGAGCACUUCAGAUUCUGCAAUAAGUAUCCCAUCUCAAACGCACUUUUACAAUUUAAUGAAACAGCCCCAUUCGCUGGCAGUUUCUUCCUGCUUGUAUUGGCUCUUUGGAUUGAACGGAAGCAGCAGGUGUGCUCUACUUGAGUAAGCCUGCCUCCCCUCUGCAUACCUCCUUCUCAAAGCUCAGAUAAUGCUGUGCAUGUACGCAUUCAUCUGCGCGCGCAUUCAGCCGGUCUCAUAGGAAAGCAUUUACAAUGCUUUCCUAUGGACGCUGGCGUGCUCUCACUGUGAUUUUCACAGUGAGAAGCACGC
This is a messenger RNA of Pelobates cultripes (western spadefoot toad), 26693 nucleotides long. Lineage: Eukaryota; Metazoa; Chordata; Amphibia; Anura; Pelobatidae. The record is from the annotation of a GenBank genome assembly.